AUGGUGGAGAUCUCCAGCGUGCAGGACUUCGUGGACCUGCUCGCGGAGGCGGGCGACAGGCUGGUGGUGGUGGAGUUCUUCGCCACGUGGUGCGCGGCGUGCAAGGCGAUGUACCCGCGCGUCAUCGAGCUGUGCAAGGAGAACCCGGAGAUCGUGUUUGCCAAGGUCAAGUUCGAGGACAACAAGGUCAUCUGCAAGGCGAUGGGCGUCAAGGCACUGCCCUUCUUCCAGUUCUACCGGGGCGCGGACGGCCGGCUCGCGUCGUUCUCGGCCUCGCUGAAGAAGUUCCCGCUCGUGGAGGAGGCGCUGGAGGCGGGCCUCGCGCCAAGGUGCCAGCUCGGAGACCCCAAGGGCGCCGACGAGUUCGGGCGCUUCAGGCCCAGACCUCUCGAGAUGCGUCCCUGGCGGAACGAGCUGGAGAGCAAGGCGGAGACGGCGCCCGUGGAGUGA
This is a messenger RNA of Pedinophyceae sp. YPF-701, 450 nucleotides long. The record is from the annotation of a GenBank genome assembly. Lineage: Eukaryota; Viridiplantae; Chlorophyta; Pedinophyceae.